AUCACAAUCAAGUGAAUCAGAGCGCCAUGGAAGUCAAUGUGCCACAUAUUGCGAAUUUCAAUCCAAGUAGUAUUAUGGCAGUCGAAAAAAUCGACCGAGAGAAAUCAGUCCGAUUAGAGUGGAACGAUGGAUGUGAAUCGAAAUACCCGUAUAUUUGGCUUCGUGAAAACUGUCGUUGCUCGUCGUGUUACCACGGGGCGUCUAAAAUGCGUCUAAUACCAAUUGCAAAUUUGGCCAUUGAUGUACUACCGGAGAAAGUGUGGCAAGACGAUAACAUUAACGGUCAAGGCAUUUCCAUAUCGUGGUCCGACGGUCAUCAUAGCCACUACUCUUCGACAUGGUUGCGGCAGUUUCAGUUCAGUGACGAACCUCAAAAGAAACGUCUUAAGUUGUGGGGAUCAGAUUUACAGGGAAACAUACCCAGUUAUAAAUUUGGAGAUAUAUUAGAAAGUGACGCGAUAUUGCUUGAAUGGUUGGAGUCGUUGAGAGAUGUUGGAUUAGUUCUCACUAAAAACGUGCCAACAGUGCCAGGGCAAUUGAGCAGACUGUCCAAGCGGGUGGCGCCGAUACGUAUGACAAAUUAUGGGCACGAGUUCUCUGUGUUAAGCAAGCACGACCCAUCUAACUUGGCGUAUACUGGUGCCAAGUUGGCACUGCACACCGAUCUGCCCCAGUAUGCAUAUUCUCCCGGGAUCCAACUGUUACAUUGUAUUGCCCAGACAAGUUAUGAGGGCGGGGUUAGUGAGUUUGCUGAUGGCAUUAAUGCCGCCAUGCAGCUGAAAGAACAAGAUCCUAAAGCAUUUCACAUCUUAGCAACAACAAUGGUUGAUUUUAUAGAUACUGGGACUGACGCAUAUCAGUUCCACCUGAAAUAUUCCAGGCCAUUGUUCACAUUGAACACUUAUGGAGAUGUUGAUAAAGUACAUUACAACAAUGGUGUACGUGAUUCUAGUCUACGUUUGCCAUUGGACAAAGUAUAUGAUUUCUAUAAUGCACUGAAAGCAUACGAUAAACUACUCUACAGUCACAAAAACUUGGUCACAAUCAAACUGGAGGCCGGUGAUAUGAUUAUGUUUAACAACGCAAGGACGCUUCAUGGACGCAGUCAGUAUCAAAUUGAUGAAGGUACAUCGGGAACAAGGCAUCUUGAGGGCUGCUAUUUUGAUUGGGAUGAAGUAUAUUCCAGAAUUCGUGUUCUAAGAGAAAGUCUUGAAAUGCCUCAUCGUGAAUAUUAAUAUUUGAAUGAACUAAAACACUUUUGUAUGAACACGAAUUCCAAUGAUGAGGUGAUAGUUGUAUUAUGCUCUACCUUGGAUGGG
Messenger RNA from Saccoglossus kowalevskii, 1319 nucleotides. RefSeq names its product gamma-butyrobetaine dioxygenase-like. The record is from RefSeq and is a predicted model, not a curated record. Gene Ontology annotation, biological process: carnitine biosynthetic process. Gene Ontology annotation, molecular function: oxidoreductase activity. Gene Ontology annotation, cellular component: mitochondrion. Lineage: Eukaryota; Metazoa; Hemichordata; Enteropneusta; Harrimaniidae.